Messenger RNA from Eriocheir sinensis (Chinese mitten crab), 4375 nucleotides. RefSeq names its product phenoloxidase-activating factor 1-like. Gene Ontology annotation, biological process: proteolysis. The transcript has 9 exons. The record is from RefSeq and is a predicted model, not a curated record. NCBI's taxonomy places the organism in Eukaryota, Metazoa, Arthropoda, Malacostraca, Decapoda, Varunidae. Bases 109 to 1173 code for a protein of 354 amino acids. Gene Ontology annotation, molecular function: serine-type endopeptidase activity.
GUCACCGGCAACGCACAGCACCAGUCCGCCGCAGCCUGUCAUUGAGCACCGAACAGCGAGGACGUGUGUGAACGAUAAGAGAGCCUGGCCCCGACGCGCUGCAGCAAGAUGUGGUCACGGGUUUCCCUGCUGGCGCUGAUCCUGCAGGCGGCGGAUGCUUUCAGUAGAACUGACUGCCCGCAGCCAUGCAUCCCGAUCGACAAGUGUCCGGAUUUAAUCAAGUUAAUUCAGACGAACAUCAGAGCUGUGCAGGAAGCAACGUGUGGCUUCCAGGGCCAAAUGCCGCUGGUUUGCUGUCCUGCCCCUUCAAAUGAGCCUUUGGUAUCAAGCUCCACCACCACUAGCAAGCCUCCCGUCCCCAACCCGCUGCUACCGAAGAGCUGUGGCCAGUCCCACAACGACGACAGGAUCCACGGGGGAAAUGAGACGCGCAUCGGCGCCUUCCCGUGGAUGGCGGCCCUCGGCUUCAAGAACAGAUUCACCAAUAAGCCUGACUUCCUGUGCGGGGGCUCCGUGAUCAACGAGCGAUACAUCCUCACCGCGGCCCACUGCUUCGGAAAAGUCCUGGAGGUCGUCCGACUAGGAGAAUGGGAUACGUCAACUGAUGAGGAUUGUGAGAUAAGCAAGAAAGGAAACAAGUUCUGCGCCCCGGAGCCACCGCAGGACUUUGACUUUGAGGAGAUCAUUGAACACCCAGAUUACGGCAAACGUGGUGUUGUAUCUGAUGACAUCGCUCUCAUCAGACUUGCAAGGCCCAUCAAAUUCAAUGAGUGGAUCCAGCCCGUGUGUCUGCCGGACCGUGACAUGGAUGUGCCUGCAGCCCUGGGCGAGAAGUGGGCCAUCAUUACGGGCUGGGGCUUCACCGAGAAUGGGACCACCAGUGACCGACUCCUGCAAGUGUCACUGCCGCUUGUGGAUAUGGCACGCUGCAACCAGACCUACCAAGGGAAACUGGUUGGCAAACAGCUGUGCUUUGGAGGGACUAAAGGCCAAGACUCCUGCGGGGGUGACUCUGGGGGUCCCCUGGUGAUGUCUGAGCUCAGUGCUCCGCCUUACACGCAAAUCGGGGUCGUGUCCUUCGGCCCCACUAGCUGUGGGAAGAAGGACGUGCCCGGAGUGUACGCGUCUGUGUCCAGCUACAGGGACUGGAUUGACGAGAACAUGAGGCCAUAACGUGGGAGGAAGGUCCUGGCAACAUUGUGAGGCGAGAAGGCUGCACAACGCGCUGGAGAUUCCGAUACAAGAGGGCACAGAGCAGCCAAAGCUUGCACCCCCCACCUUUCUCAGGCUCACUGCAAGUAUGUCCUGACCCGAAAGUGACCAGAGUAUAAUAUAACACCAUGAAAAAAAAAACAGCAGUAAAGUCCCCGCAGCACUAGAUGACUCUGAGCGAGACCUGCCUGGAAAACUUAUGGCAGCCUUGACCAAGCCCUUGAGGAAGGCGAAGCCCUUGAGACUUCAGAGGUCUCCUGGGCCAAGACGAAGGUACUAUACAACAAGUGUUUGGAGGGGUGCUAAAUGAAACAGUACAGUGUUCAUGCGUGUGGCGAGGACAGUGAGAUCUCGGAAUAUUUUACAUACCGUACCUUGGUAGCGUAGUUCAGAACAACGGUGAGUCUCGCCAGGUAGUCUUACGACGGAUUGGCUUGGCCCACGGUGUUAUGGACUCGCUCAACACGAGUAUAUGGCGUUGUCGAUACCUGUGCAGGACAAAGAUCCGAAUUUUCAAGUCCCUUGUCCUCCCCGUCUUACUCUAUGGCUGUGAGACAUGGACACUCAAUGGUGACUUGGAGAGGCGGAGUGAUGCCUUUGGUAAUAAAUGUCUACGCAGAAUCAUGGGAUAUCGCGCGAAUGUCUGUGUCAAACCGGCGACUACUCCGUGAGACUGAUUCGACUUAUUUUACCUGCAUAGGCCAUCAACGCCAACUCCGGCUAUACGGGCACGUGGCACGCUACCCAGAAGCUGAUCCUGCUCAUCGGGUUGCAAAUCUGAGUGGAGGAGGACAAGGGGACGCCCACGGAUUUCGUGGCUUGAGCAAGUCAAUAGAUCUUGCCAGGAGGUACUCAGGAUGGGAUUGGGGCCUGCAUGGAGACUCGCGCGGAGGGAACCCCGGACUAGGCGUCGUAGGGUGGGUGAGGCGACGCACCCCCCGGCGAAUGCCCCCAUUGACUGAUUAAUUGAUUACUCAGAUUGCUGCAUAUAUGGUACUUUAUGACAUCAUACUGAGGAUGUAGGAACGGCACAAGAUGCCAAAAAUGAAUAAAAAAACAGGCAAAGUACUGAACAGACUCGGGAUAACUCCACUGUCCUGCCGCCUGUCGUGUGUGAAGGCCAGCUACAUAUUUCACUUCUCGGCUGUCAUAUUCUUGAACAUUUUGGCCCCCAAGCACACACAUUUAACAAGGCUUUCGUAGUUGUGGGUAUUUCCAAGGGUAGUUUUAUGGCCCCGGUGGUAGUUUGACCUUUCUGUACCUUGAACAUGAAAAAAAACACUCAUUACAGCCUGAUUAAUUUUUUUUUUCGGACUUUGGAAAUAGUUGAUGGGAGAGGAGAAAGUGUUUGAGAAUACCCACCAAAGUUUCCAGACCCCGCAGGUCAUCUGUUUGAAAAGCCUCGUAGAAGUUGCUUGGCUUUUCAUGGGUUGUUUUGUGAUCUUAGGGCCAAUUCGACAGUCCAACAGAGUCAUUGUAAGCGCUCAAACCAAACUAUAAUCUCCACAAUGAUCCGUUUUUUCUUCGCAAUACCAGAUACUAAAGAGAAUUCCCGUGUGGUUUGCUAAAAUUUAAUCCUAUUUAUAUCAAUCGCAAACACAAUACAAGGAAUUUUCGUAGUAUUUUGUUUGUUUGGUUGGGGAGCUUACGAGCUUGCUGUACUGGACUGUAAAACUGGCCCUUAAUGAUAGUUUAACACGACUUAUACACCCUGAACUGGAAAACCGCCCAUAAAAACAAUGUUAAUCUUCUCUGUGGCCUUGGAAAAUAGUCGUAAUGGGAGUCCGAUACGUUUAAGACUAUGGACUAAUAUGUGCAUGGCGCUCACUCUUGGACGUUAGGUUGGAAUAGGUUAGUCCAGAGUAAAUAAGGGUGAUACUGAGAGCUUUGUUUUAGAAUCCUAGUGAGAGUAUUUUCCAGAAAAUCAUAUGGUUAGUUUCGGAGCUACAACCGAACGUCUUGACUCGGUGACCACGUGCCCGUAGGGAGAUGUGGAUCAUUAGUUUGAGCGCCUGCAAAUACUCUUUAUAUAUCUCUGAUAAGGGGCCUUGACCGAGUGACUUUGAAGGCCGGCUGGCUGUUGUUAGAUAAGUUAGCCUGGCCAUAGACGACAUUGAACACUCGGUCAGGGCCCCUUUUCAGAGAGCUAUAGAUAGUAUUGUAGGCGCUCAAACUAAGGCUUUUUCUUCAUUAUAGGACCAGCAGUUUUUCAACAUGGCUCCUGAUACUAAGGAGAUUUCCUGUUUAGUAUCCUCAAAUUCCUUACAUGAGCACCAAAUACUACAGUACAACACACUUUCGUAGUAUUUUGGGUUUGGUUCAGAAGCUUAUGAACCCGUUGUGUCGAGCUGUGGCCUAUAAAUAUGACUCGGUGGUUCCACUUCAAUGGUCAAAAAGAACUCCCACACUACACGCAGCCAAGGAUUUUUUUAUUUUUUAUUUCCACGGCCGUGACACACCCGCAUGUCGUACGCUACAAUUUUUCAAAGCGAGUAUGGCCACAUCUCGCAGCAAGUGCUCAUUAUCGUGGAUCUCUUGGUAGUUGGUACUGCCAGGACCUCACAUACCACACACCCCAUGCCCCUUGCUCAAGGGAGGACAGUAACCACUCCUAAUCAACGGAAAGAAUCCGGCCUGAGCGGGGCUCGAACCGCCGCCUGUUUGGCCGUGAAGCCUUACAGAGCAGCACUCUAACUGUGUGUGUGUGUAAAUAUGCAGAGUCUGAGCUACAUAUGUGUGUGCGUGUGUGUGUGUGUGUACACACACACACACACACAGAGAGAGAGAGAGAGAGAGAGAGAGAGAGAGAGAGAUUGGCGGGAGCGAGGGAGAGUAGAAGGGCGGAGAGCGGAGGGCAGGUGUGAGUCAGGUCAAGUGUCGUGGUGGGACUGAUGGGGUUGCCUGCUCGGUCAUCUUUUUUUUUCUAUACCCUGUGCUACGUCACUGGGUCUCGGGGAGGAGCCUCGGGAGGAUGCGCGGAAUGGGACGUAUUUUGAGCCGACCGUGGGUUGACCUCCCUUUAUUUAGACCUUGGUUACACACACACACACACACACACACACACACACAUUUUCUCUCUCUCUCUCUCUCUCUCUCUCUCUCUCUCUCUCUCUCUCUCUCUCUCUCUCUCUCUCUCUCUCUCUCUCUCUCUCUCUCUCUCUCU